Messenger RNA from Nycticebus coucang (slow loris), 4682 nucleotides. RefSeq names its product ZFP82 zinc finger protein (gene ZFP82). Gene Ontology annotation, cellular component: nucleus. The record is from RefSeq and is a predicted model, not a curated record. Lineage: Eukaryota; Metazoa; Chordata; Mammalia; Primates; Lorisidae. Gene Ontology annotation, biological process: regulation of transcription by RNA polymerase II. The transcript is spliced from 5 exons. Gene Ontology annotation, molecular function: DNA-binding transcription factor activity, RNA polymerase II-specific; RNA polymerase II transcription regulatory region sequence-specific DNA binding. The coding region runs from base 205 to 1803 and encodes 532 amino acids.
CCCAGGGGGCUGUGCAUUGGCCAGAGCUCUAGGACCGCUGCUUCGGUGGCUGUCACAGCGGGACCCGCUCACGCCCCCAAGUGAGCAGUCCUGGCCCGGAGCGUCGGCCCUGGUCAUCCAUUAAAAAAAGCAUUGCGGUCCGGGGCUCUAGCUUGUGUGGACUCUGUGCUUCUCUUGGCUGACUGCUUCUUGAAUUUCUAAACCAUGGCCCAUGGAUCAGUGAUGUUCAGUGACAUUUCCAUAGUCUUCUCUCAGGAAGAGUGGGAAUACCUGGAUUUGGAACAGAAAGACUUGUACAAAGAUGUGAUGUUAGAGAACUACGGCAACUUGGUCUCACUGGGAUGCUUCAUUACUAAACCAGAUGUGAUUUCCUUAUUGGAGCAAGGAAAAGAGCCCUGGAAAGUUAUAAGGAAAGGAAGACGACGAUAUCCAGAUUUGGAGACCAGGUAUGAAACUAAGAAAUUAUCUUCAGAAAAUGAAAUUUGUGAAAUAAAUUUAUCCCAGUGGAAGAUAAUGCAAAGAAUUAAAAGUCGCAGCCUUAAUGGUCUCAUUUUAAAAAAUGAUUGGGAGUCCAAAAGAAAAUUUGAAGAACAAGAGGGAUCUCAAGAGGAAUAUUUCAAUCAAGUAAAAAUCCCAUCUGAAAAAGUGUUCACCUACCAGAAACGUGCAUCUGUUACUCCACAUCGGAGUAUUCAUUUUGUUGAUAAACCCUAUGAAUGUAAGGAAUGUGGGAAGGCUUUUAGAGUGCGCCAGCAACUUACUUUUCAUCACAGAAUUCAUACUGGUGAAAAACCUUAUGAAUGUAAGGAAUGUGGGAUGGCUUUUAGACAGACCGCACACCUUACUCGACAUCAGAGACUUCAUUCUGGUGAAAAACUCUAUGAAUGUAAGGAAUGUGGAGAAGCUUUCAUAUGUGGCCCGGACCUUAGAGUGCACCAGAAAAUUCAUAUUGGUGAGAAGCCCUAUGAGUGUAAAGAAUGUGGGAAGGCCUUUAGAGUACGAGGACAACUUACUCUCCAUCAGAGGAUUCAUACUGGUGAGAAACCCUAUGUAUGUAAAGAAUGUGGGAAGGCCUUUAGACAGUAUGCACACCUUACUCGACAUCAGAAACUUAAUAUUGCUGACAAACUCUAUGAAUGUAAAGAAUGUGGAAAGGCUUUUUUGUGUGGCUCUGGCCUUAGAGUACAUCACAAACUUCAUACUGGUGAGAAACCCUAUGAAUGUAAGGAAUGUGGGAAGGCCUUUAGGGUACGACAACAAUUAACACUCCACCAGAGAAUUCAUACUGGUGAGAAACCCUAUGAGUGUAAGGAAUGUGGAAAGACCUUUAGUCGUGGUUAUCAUCUUAUUCUCCAUCACAGAAUUCAUACUGGCGAAAAACCUUAUGAAUGUAAGGAAUGCUGGAAGGCCUUUAGUCGUUACUCACAACUUAUUUCACACCAGAGCAUUCAUAUUGGUGUUAAACCUUACAACUGUAAGGAAUGUGGGAAGGCCUUUAGACUACUUUCACAACUUACACAACAUCAAAGCAUUCAUGUUGGUGAGAAACCCUAUAAAUGUAAGGAAUGUGGGAAAGCCUUUAGGUUGCGCCAAAAACUUACACUGCAUCAGAGCAUUCAUACUGGUGAAAAACCCUUUGAGUGUAAGGAAUGUAGAAAGGCCUUUAGACUUAAUUCAUCCCUUAUUCAACAUCUAAGAAUUCAUUCUGGUGAGAAACCCUAUGAAUGUAAGGAAUGUAAGAAGGCCUUUAGACAACAUUCACACCUUACUCAUCAUCUGAAAAUCCAUAAUGUAAAAAUAUAAUUCUUUUCAUUCCUGUGUUAUAGAACAUUCUGUGAAUGUGAUUAUUUUAUCUGUUUUGUUCCAUACAUGCAACUGACUUGGCAUAAGUUUUAUACCAUUAAAGGAAUGUAUUAAUGUAACGUAUGCCACCAUCAUGCAAACCUGAAACUGAAAGAAAAAAUGAGCACAUUUUUUCUAAAAACUAAUUAUGUUGGCUCGGCGCCUGUGGCUCAAGCGGCUAAGGCACCAGCCACAUACACCAGAGCUGGUGGGUUCGUAUCCUGGGCCCGCCAAACAACAACGACGGCUGGAACCAAAAAAUAGCCGGGUGUUGUGGUGAGUGCCUGUAGUCCCAGCUACUUGGGAGGCAGAGGCAGGAGAACCGCUUGAGCCCAGGAGUUGGAGGUUGCUGUGAGCUGUAAUGCCACAUCACUCUACCCAGGGUAACAGCUUGAGGCUCUGUCUCAAAAAAAAAAAAAAAAAAAAACUAAUUAUGUUAAUAAAACAUAUGGGAAAGACACCAUUUUUAUCCCAUCACCUACUUGUGUCAUAUUGAACAAGAUGCUUAACUGCUCCAUGCUAUAAUUUCUUCAUUUGUAAAGUAGUGAUGUAAGAGUGUAGUAAAGAUGGCUGCAAGUUCCUUGACACUCUUUCCAUCAGGUGGUGGAAUUUACAUCCACUCCCUUCAAUAUGGACAGGCUCUGUGACUGCUUUGCCCAGUAGAAUACAUUAGAAGGACUGCUAUGCUGGUUUCUGGACCUAGGCUUUGCUGGUAGUUUUACUUAUCUCCUGAAAUAUUCUCUCAAGCCCUGUCAUGUUAAAAAGUCUUGCUACUUUGGUGGAAAAGUCGAAUGGAGAGGUUCUGAGACUAUAUAGAGAAAAAGAGGCACCCUGCUGAACUCAGCCUUCCAGAUAUCCAGCAAGGCACCAGACAUUUAAGUGAAAUAGUUUUGGAUCCCUCAGACCAGCCAUCAGCUGAAUGACCCUGAGUGAUCUCAGCUGAUGCUAUAUAGAACAGAAGAAUUGACCUGCUAAGCCCCUGCCCAAAUUCCUGACCCACAAAAUAAUUAGCUAUAAUAAAAUGGUUAUUUUAAGCCACUAAAUUUUCUUUUACUAUUAUCAUUAGUAACCUUAACCCUUGAAAGUUCAUAUUAAAGACUGUGGGCAUAAUGAAUAUAGAAAUGCCUUCUACCAACAGUCAUCCCUUAUUGAACUUCAGAUACCAUAUUCUUGUUAAAAUGUUGAAAGAAAUUAUUUUUCAGUUUGUUCAUUAAAAAGAUUGAUAUGAUGAUUAUAAUGGAUGGAGCAGAACAGCAGAAGCCACUAAUCUAUAUUGGCAUCUCUAAGUGAGAUCAGCCAGAGCGUGUACUUCUUGAUGUGAUGUAGUGGAUGUACCAAGUACCACCUGUGAAGUAUUCUUGCUUCAAAAAUUGAUUUAAAAUGACAGUUUUGGGCGGUGCCUGUGGCUCAGUGAGUAGGGUGCCAGCCCCAUAUACUGAGAGUGGUGGGUUUAAACCCAGCUCUGGCCGAACUGCAACAGAAGGAUAGCCGGGCGUUGUGGAGGGCACCUGUAGUCCCAGCUACUCGGGAGGCUGAGGCAAGAGAAUCGCCUAAGUCCAGGCAUUGGAGGUUGCCGUGAGCUGUGUGACGCCACAGCACUCUACCGAGGGCUGAGACUCUGUCUCUACAAAAAAAAUAAAAUAAAAAUGACAAUUUUGUCUAUAAAUCUAAUUACCAGUUUACAUGGAAAAUUAAAAGGCCAAAUUAAUGACACAAGCAAACAACCAGAUCUAUAAUUUAGGAAAUUUUAAUUAAUGGCUCCGUGUCUUCACUAAGACUUUUUUUUUAGUAUUCAUGUCAAAAAAGAUAAAAGUGGAAUCCUACAAAUUAGAGACUUAAGAGACAUAUCAGUCAAAUACAGUGUAUGGAGUGUGUUAGGAGCCUUGUGUUAGAAUGUACUUGGGAUUUGUUUUGAGAGCGCAGACGUGGAAAUGAAGGAAGAAGUUUAUACUGAAAUCCCUAGACAUAGGAGGCAUGGCAUGCCACAGACGACUGCAUCAUUUCAUGGGAAGGCAUGGGUAGGGCACACUGAGUGAGGUUAGGUUUGGAUAGUUUGAAAAAUUUGGGUGGGCUCUGGGGUAUAGGGAUGAUUCCUACUUAUCCAAUACCUGGCCCUGGGGUGACUUAGAGCAGGAGGAAUAUUGACUUGGUGUGUGAGCAUUUGAUAAAGCAGAUAGUUGGGAGUAUGGAUAGUUAGUCCUCAGAAGGGCAAUUUCUCCACAAUUAAGGCUCCAAAUGACAGAAUAUCAAGAAUACAGAAAAUAAGAAAAUAUAGUCAAUGUAAUCCUGAUUCGAAUAAAUAAAUGAAAAGUUUUAAAAGUAUUGUGGAAAUGUAAACAUGGAUUGUGUAUUACUCCUUUUGUUAGGUAUGACAAUGACAUCAUGCAAGUCUUUAUGUGUAGAGAUCCAUACUGAAAUAUUGAAGGAUGAAAUUAUGUCAUGCCUAUCAUUUGCUUUAAAGUACUUAAGAAAAAGGCUAGAUGUGGUAGCUCAUUCCUGUAAUCCUAACACUCCAGGAAGCUGAGAUGGAGGAUCAUUGAAUCAGGUAGUUCAAGACCAGCCUGAGCAAAAGUGAGACCCCCAUCUCUACUAAAAAUAUAAUAAUUAGGGGCGGCGCCUGUGGCUCAGUGAGUAGGGCACCAGCCCCAUAUGCCGAGGGUGGCGGGUUCAAACCCAGCCCCGGCCAAACUGCAACCAAAAAAUAGCCGGGCAUUGUGGCGGGCACCUGUAGUCCCAGCUGCUCGGGAGGCUGAGGCAAGAGAAUCGCCUAAGCCCAAGAGUUAGAGGUUGCUGUGAGCCGUGUGACGCCACGGCACUCUACCCGAGGGCGGUACAGUGAG